Brachypodium distachyon (stiff brome) is the source of this 3467-nucleotide messenger RNA. RefSeq lists its product as uncharacterized. The coding region runs from base 94 to 2967 and encodes 957 amino acids. Gene Ontology annotation, molecular function: zinc ion binding. Gene Ontology annotation, cellular component: nucleus. The transcript is spliced from 7 exons. NCBI's taxonomy places the organism in Eukaryota, Viridiplantae, Streptophyta, Magnoliopsida, Poales, Poaceae. The record is from RefSeq and is a predicted model, not a curated record.
UCGCUCUGCGCGUCGCCGUCGCGGAUUCUUUUCCCCAUUUUCGCCCAGGCAAGUGAGCGAGAGAGAGAGAGAGAGAGAGAGAGCGGAGGGGAGAUGCGGGAGGAGGUGAGGAGCUCGUCGGGAGCGGCGUUCGAGCCGCCGUUUGCCGUCGCCCGGUCGUCGUCGCCGCCGCCCACCCCGGUCGCCAGUUCUGCUGGUGCCUCAUCACCUGCUAUGCAAGUUAAUAUCACCAGCAUUGAUUGGUUGGGUAGUAAGCAAGUUUCCAGGGUUGAUUCCUCAUCACAUGUUGCACCACAUCUCAAUGGGCCUGCUCAUACUGUUGAUGCUGCCGGAACUGCUUUGGAUUCUGCACCAUCAUGUAGACCAUGGGAGCGUGGAGACUUACUUCGUCGACUGGCAACAUUUAAGCCUUCAACUUGGGAUUCUAAGCCGAAGGCUGCUAGUUCAUUGGCUUGUGCUCAAAGAGGCUGGGUGAAUGUUGACACGGACAAAAUUGAAUGUGAAUCAUGCAGUGCACAUCUUAUAUUCAGUGCACUGACAUCCUGGUCCCCAGCUGAAGUUGCAAAUGUUGGAGAAGCCUUUGCCGAGCAGCUUGAUGCAUCACACCAGAAUAGUUGUCCCUGGAGAGGCAAUUGCUGUGCUGAUAGCUUGAUGCAGCUCCACUUUACACAAUCAGCCCUUAUUGGAGGUUUUAAGGAUCGCUGUGAUGGACUUCUGCAGUUUCUCUCUCUUCCUGUGAUUGCUCCAUCUGCAAUUGAGAACAUGAGGCUGACCAGAGCCGCUCAGAUUAACUGCCUACUAUCCCAAUCGAAUACCUUUUUACCUGGGGAGCUGGGUCACAAAGCUGAGAGUACACUAGGAGUUGACAUACAUCAAGAUUCCUCUUGUGGCUAUUCACAAGCACAGAAGCUUAUCAGCCUUUGUGGGUGGGAGCCUAGGUGGCUUCCAAAUGUUCAGGACUGUGAAGAAAAUUCAACCCAUUCAGCUAAAAAUGCAGUCUCAAAUGAACCAGAUGAAACAUUCUAUCCCCGCCAUGCUGAACAUCAGAAAAGUUCAUUCUCUGCAUCAGCCAAGAAAGAUAAGGGAAAGGGCAAAAGGCCCCUCAGAGAUUCUGGAUGCAGCAUGAGAUCACCUUUAUUGGAUUGUAACCUGUGUGGAUCUACAGUCAGGAUCUGGGACUUCAGAUCCGUGUCACGUCCUACUCGUUUUAGUCCAAAUGACAUUGUUGCACCAGAAACAGGCAAAGGAUUAGCACUGACACGUGGAAUUAGUGCAGCCAGUGGAAUCAAUGAAUGGGUUAAUGAUGGGAUGGAAAGAGAUCAAGCGGUAGGGCGUGAUGAAGCAGCAACUUCUGAGGGGAAAUCGUUAUUAAAUGCUGGCUUAGACCUUGACUUAACGAUGGCUGGAGGACGACCACCAAUUCAAUCUGCAAUGCCUGUUGCAUCUGAGUGUUUUAAUGGUGGAAUGGGAAGAGAUCUGAUGAUUGCACAGCCUGCUGGAAGUGAAGUUGGUGAUCGUGCAACAUCAUAUGAGUCUCGGGGUCCAAGCUCACGGAAGCGUAACCUUGAGGAAGGUGGGAGCACUGCUGACAAGCCACAUGAUGGGCUUCAACAUGCUGACAGCAUAGAAGGAACUGUGGUCGAUCGUGAUGGUGAAGAAGUUGAUGAUGAAGUGCAAGAUUCAAAUGCCCAGAAGAAAAAGUCCCGUGGGUUCAACUUUUUUGAUGUCAAUCUUCCAUCUUCUUCUGGAGCUGGCCCUAGUAGAAACUUCUGCUUUGACCCUGAUGUAGAUGCUGGUAGACACGGUUGCUCUAGAGCUCUUGGUAUAGCCCCCGCUGAACAUCCAUCUGCUAGAGAUUCUAUGAGAGCGUCUUCUGUUAUCGCCAUGGAUGUUCGCAGUGCUGAUGAAGAUUCUAUGGACAGUGUUGAGUACCAUCCUGAUGCUGGUAAUGAUGUUAAUAUGCCUUCAUCUAGUGCACACAGGAAUAUUGACAUGAAUGAUGCCUUAGAUCUCAACUAUAGCAACCAAGCACAGCAAAGUGCUUGUGCACAACCUACUGCUGGUAGUGAUGGGAGGGAGAUAGGAGGAAGCAGUACAAAUGAAGGGGAGGAGGUCUUUAAUGUAGACACAGCUCCUACCUUUGCAAGGGAUCAACUUAGCUUAGGAAUAAGUGGUGGGAGUGUUGGCAUGGGUGCUAGUCAUGAGGCUGAAAUUCAUGGAAUUGAUGCUUCUGUUCAAAGAACUGAGAGUGGUGUAGGCGAUGCAGAACCUAUUACUGACCUUACUGAGACUAUGGGUCAUACUGGUGAAUCAGUUCCAGGACCUGGAUCGAUGGAUGAGUUUGUACCCGAAGAAGUUGAUCGGGAAGAACCUCAUGGUGACAGCCAAGAUAUAGUGUUCCUUUCAGUAGGCCGUGCUGACAGUGGAUCGAAAAUUUAUGGUUCUAACAAAGCUGAUUCUGGUGAGAGUGGAAAAAGGAUAGGUCAUGUCCUUGGCCAUGAAAGUAGCAUGCAUCCUUCUCUUUCUUGCAAUGCUGGGAUGCAUACCGGUUUUGAUGCAUCUAAAGAGGAAGUGACACAGGCCGGCAAAGUACUGAGUACCGAAGAUGUGUUAAUGGGGUCAGGUUAUGAUCAGAAUGGAUUAGGAGCAACGAAUGGAGAAAAUGACUAUGAGCCAGGUCUUCCAGAUUUUGAUCCUGUUAAGCAUCACAACAGUCACUGUCCAUGGGUAAAUGGAAUUGUUGCAGCAGCUCGCUGUUACGCUGCUGGUUCCAGCUCAAGUAGUUCAGCGCUUUCUGGUUGGCAGCUAACAGUAGAUGCCCUUGAUACGGUCCAAUCUCUUGGACAUUCUCAAACUCAAUUAAUGCAGUCUGAUUCUGCGGCCUCCCUAUACAUGGAUGAUCAGGUAGCUUCUAACCGGAAGCUGGUGAGAAAGACUUCAGCGAGCAGAAGCCAUGGGAAAUGUUGAGUGAUCUCCUUCUUACCCAGCUGGCUAAUUUCACCUGCUUCUCCAGCAACACAUGAAUGGCAUUUAGGCCAAGUUCCAGACUGGUGCAUUAUUAUUUACAUGCAGUGCUUGCUUUAUCCUUCAUAAAUUAGUUUCGACAUCGGACAUCAUCAUCCCGGAAGACGGAAGAAAACCAAGUAAUAAUCCAUUUUAGUUAGACUGUAGAUUGUCGUCCCCAUGUGACUUGUGUUGUUCCAGUUAUUAUUGUAUGUAUCCCGGAAGAGUCGAUUCAACUCGUCAUUAGCCUGAGUCCAAAGUCCAAAAGGAACAUUUGCAGCAUUGUGCAAGUGAAUUAUAUAUAACUUUACUCCAGGUUAAACUUAUAACCAGUAUUUACAAUUUUCGUGAAAGGCCUGGUACAGAAGUGAAAUAUAAAAAAACUUAGUGACCUGAGGAUAAGAAUUCUGUACUACAUGGCUUUGUUGGAUAUCAAUAUUCUUACUAGCUAGAAUUUGGUCAAA